Messenger RNA from Pleurotus ostreatus (oyster mushroom), 1344 nucleotides. RefSeq lists its product as uncharacterized. The record is from RefSeq and is a predicted model, not a curated record. Gene Ontology annotation, biological process: siderophore biosynthetic process. The transcript is spliced from 3 exons. The coding region runs from base 1 to 1344 and encodes 447 amino acids. NCBI's taxonomy places the organism in Eukaryota, Fungi, Basidiomycota, Agaricomycetes, Agaricales, Pleurotaceae.
AUGAACACAAACGCGACGCGUCGUUUGCUAGCGCUGCAAAGGACCUUGAUACCAAGCGAGUUUUCCCGGCUCGUCGACGUUUCAGACUCCUCGCAGCCGGCGACGGAGCAUCUCCUCGUUCUCCCCGAUGGUAGUCAGCUUGGUACUCGACGACGCACGGAGGGAGUGUCCGACAAUCUUCCAUCAACGACAAUUGUGAUAGGCGGAGUAGAUGUCUCUACCGUCCGCAAACUGGAUCGGCCUGCCGUUUCGCUUCUGAACAGCGCAGUUGGCACGUCAUUUGAGGCCUCCGCUGCCCACGUACCCAAGUACCCCGUCUUCGCGUUGGAACCACCUGCACCCGAGUCAGCUAUCACAAUCCCUGACGUCUGGGCCACUAUCUGCGCGCUGUUCACGGCCUACCAUGAGCAGGAACACAUCCCCCUCGUCCUUUCCCCUUCCCUCGCGAACGCCAACGAAAUAGCGAACUACAUCCUCCGAUCUGGCCUUGGUAUCAAGCCAGUUCGUACAAGGGCGAAACAGACAUCCUCUUCUGAGCAGACGAAAGACGACGCCCUAUUCCUCAGCAGAACGACUUUCUGGCAGGCCGCAGGAACAAUAGGGUACCAUUCUCGAGGCUGGCUCCAACAUAACCUCACCGCUGCAGUCCAUUUCCCCUACGUACAAUCCUUCACUCGCAGCGAAUCUGUCAUAACCUCGCAUCCGUUGCGCCCACCGAAGCCCUCGCCCGGCGAGCUCUUGUACAGGAGAUAUUGCCCUUCGGUCAAGAAAUUCCUCGAAUUCCGCUAUUUCUGCCUCGACGAUUCUUCAUCAGUCGAUGGGCCUUUGCAUCAUCUUGAGUCGCUCCACAGGUGGCACAACAACCCGCGUGUGGCCGCUGGAUGGGGCGAAGACGGCUCGCUUGAAUAUCAUCGGAAAUAUAUCACCAACGCAAUGGAGGAUCCUAACGUCAUGCCCGUAAUAAUGAGUUGGGAUGGCGAACCCAUGGGGUAUCUGGAAUUCUUUUGGGUCAAGGAAAAUCAUCUUUCCCAGUACAUGGGAGGGGGAGACGUUGGUGGCGCCGCACAUGAUUGGGAUCGUGGUAUCCAUGUCCUGGCCGGCGAAGACAAGUUCAAAGGGGUGGCAUAUUCUAUGGCGUGGCUGAGGUCCGCCAUCCACUAUGCGUUCUUGGCAGACACCAGGACUGUGCGUGUUAUGGGUGAACCGAGAUAUGACAAUGAAGCAAUUAUGCGAGCCUGCAUCAACGCAGGAUUGCAUGUAGGAAAGAUAUUCGACUUUCCGUACAAGAGAUCCGCCCUAACAAUUACCUCGAGAGAUAGAUUCUUCCAGCUUGACCUUCUCUGA